Molecule: messenger RNA, 3165 nt
Organism: Pyricularia pennisetigena
Lineage: Eukaryota; Fungi; Ascomycota; Sordariomycetes; Magnaporthales; Pyriculariaceae
Exons: 2
Coding region: 1-3165 (1054 amino acids)
Biological process (GO): Golgi to plasma membrane transport; exocytosis
Cellular component (GO): exocyst
Source: RefSeq, a predicted model, not a curated record
AUGGCCGACUUCGAGAGGACGGUAAUGGAACAUUAUCAGAUUACGAGCCUGACCCCCGAAGUAUGGCCACAAGAGAAAGACAAUAGUGACGCCUCAGAAGGCGAGGAGGAUGCCAAUGACAAAAAGGCAAAACUCAAUCGGAGGAAGUCGAGAUAUCAGGCUCUCGAGAGAGCUGUAAGCACCAGGAGCAGUGUGGUGCCGGGAUCGGAGAUGACAGCAGAUGGCAUAGGGAACUUGGUGCAGAAGGACGAGCCGGAUCCUCUGGGAACUACAGACAGCGUCGUGCGCACUCUGAAGCAGUACGGUUUACCUCUGCAGGACGAUCCCCGCUUAAGGAACCGCUUCCUCCUCUCGUCCACCACCUUCUCGCCCGCCCUGUUCCUCUCUCAGAUGCACGCCACCGCCGACACCAACCAGCUCCUCAUGGGCCUCGAUGCGCUGUCGCAGUCCAUCGAUCAAAAGUCCGCCUCUCUCAAGGUUCUGGUUGAAUCCAACUUUGAGCGCUUCGUACGCGCCAAGGCAACCAUCGACAACGUCUACAAGGAGAUGAAGUACAGGGGCGCCGAGCCGCCCGCACCGCCCCCGGCGCGUGCCAGGGCUCACUCGCGACAUGCUAGUAGGAAUAGUUUUCGAGCGGGCAGUGGCACCAUCAAUCUCACCGCCCCGCUCACGCCGCAGGCUCCGGAUCCUCGCAAGAAGAAUGCGCUCAUCAAGGAGAGCGAGUAUGGCGUUACCGGCAUCAAGACGCCUCUGUUGGACGUCUCCGCAAAGGCAGAGGACGUCUGGGGCCCUGCCUUGGGGGGGCAGGAGCGUGAGGAAAAUCUCAAGACGGUGGCAAACUCGCUCGGCAGGUUCGGCGAGUACGUAGAGACGAGCGCCGCCAUCGCGGACAGCAUCAAGCGCAAGGACCAUGAGAGCCUGAUAGAAGAGUACUCCAAGGCGAGGAGGUUUGCAGACGAGGCCCGGCGCAUUGCCCAGCAGCUCGGCUCUACGCCGCCUAGUGACUCGCAGCUGUAUCAAAUCCUUUUAGCUGCACGCAUGUGGCACGAUGUCGAGGAGCAGAUCUCAGCCUUCAAGAGGACGGUGUGGCGGAAGCUGUCUGCGCUACACAACGUCUCCAAGUCUGAGGGCCCCGGACAGCCCCAGGAUCAGCACAUGGAGCUUAUCAGUCUGUUGCUGGAGCUCGGUGCUGAGGAUAAUCCCAUAUAUUUCUGGCUGCUGAGUCGGUACGACAACCUCAAGGGGAAGAUCCAGUCGUAUGCAGACCGCGCCAAGGUCGAGAUCGAAGUACUACGACGGAGACUUUCUAGCAGUGAGAGACCAGCACCUCGGGCCAUUGGAUCUUACUUGAGAGCGCUGGGACGCCAGUCAAUCGACUCGAGGCCUACCAAUUAUGAUUCCGGGAACGUAAUAGAGCUUUGGGAGAAGAUGCUCAUGUUUCUCAACACGCUCUUGUCUCCGCAGGGCAUUCUUGCAGAGGUCGUAGAGUUCUGGCAGACGGUGCAAGGUUUUCUAGAUGGCAAGAUUCAGCGCUCACUGCCAACAGGAUAUAAUGGCGAAUCGCUGGUGCACCAUCAGUUAUCCGAGGACUGGGCGUCAAACCUGCAGAAAGGCACGGUGGAGCUGGUGGAAAUGGUGCGUGAGCACGUCUUCAUCUUCUUCGCUGGCCCACCCCCCGAGGAUAUCUCUUUGCUAUUCUCGCCGAUGCCAUUGUCACCCAAGACGCCGAUGUCGACAACAGUCGGCGGUGCGCUCUCUCCCACCGCCUACAGAGACCCCCGAUUCAAUCUCGACCCCAACAACCUACCACCGCCGUCACCCAAACGAGGCGAGGCUUGGGAGAAGUUUGCUUUCUGGCCGCCCUGGUCGAAUUCCGUCAGUGCUGUGCACUACCUGUCGAAAAUGCUGGCUCUGGUUGGGUCUGGAGCCUCUGAGAUGGCAGCAAUCGCACCAGUAGGACUCGGUGACGCCCAGGAGCUGGACCUUCUCAAGACACUGGUCAACGUGUCGCGCGAGCGUUGCGUGGUUGCGCUCUGUGCUGCGUGGAACAAGGAUGCCGAGACCAUAAAGCAUGUCGAGGACUGGAACCGGGCGCCAGAAGAUCGAGACGUCACGAAGAUGCCGGCAUGCUUCUCAGCAUUCGAGGGCACCCUGCUUGCCGGGAUGCAAAAGAUUCUGUACAUACCCGAGGCCUCGGCAAAGGCUGGUGCUGAAGACAUCAUCACGGCCCCGCCUACGAAGCUGCUUCAGAUGGUUCGCUCCCAGUACGUUACCACUCUGUAUAAAGCGCUGAGUGGCAUGGUAGAGAAUGCCGAGAGGUCGAUCAAGAAGUCCGAUGACGAAUGGACUACUGACCCCGAAGUCCUUGGCGCUACGAGCGCGGCGAACUCGCGCCUAACAAGUUUGCGCAUGAGUUCGGGCACCAAUAGCAUCAGUGUUGGAAGUGGUACAAUUAACGCGGGCGACAGGAACGUACGGAUGCUGUUGACUCUAAGCAACCUACAACGCUUGAGGUCGGACCUGGUGCCCUCUCUCAACACACAAUUCGAAAACGCCUUCUCCGUCAAGCUCACCGACGAGACCAAGACGAUCCGUGACGUCCUCGGCCAGAUCGACGCCCGGCUGUUCCAGUCGUAUACGCGCCCGUCAAUUGAGACGCUCCGUGGCAUCAUCCGAGCCGGCGUGACAGCCGCAGACUGGGCCCCUGCCAACGGCGCCAAGCCCCGCGAGGCCCGGCCCUACGUCUACGAGGUCCUCCUGACACUAGUCCUGGUGCACUCGCAGGUGUCUACGACGGCUUCAUCGCUAACCACGCAGGUGCUCUCGUACCUGCUCGAGCAGACGUCGCGCGAGCUCCUCGAGGCCUUCAAGACUCGUCCCCGAUAUGACCUGUCGACGCUGCUGCAGGCCGCCCUGGACGUCGAGUUCGCCGCCCAGACCCUGCAGCACUACACUACGCAGCGCGCCAAGGACCUUCAGAACCAGAUCUACCAGGAGAUUGAGAGCCGCAGCGACAGGGACGCCGUGCUCAACAUGCAAAACGAGCUGCCCGAGCUGCGCAGCCUUCUCAAGCGUCUGAGGGACGCCAGCAAGAGCGAGUUUGCGUGUUUUAAAAAGGUCAAGCAGUCAAACCCGGUCCAGACAGAGCGGAAGGAUGUCGUAUGA